This is a messenger RNA of Mytilinidion resinicola, 1167 nucleotides long. Its product is annotated as acid protease. Gene Ontology annotation, molecular function: aspartic-type endopeptidase activity. Gene Ontology annotation, biological process: proteolysis. Gene Ontology annotation, cellular component: fungal-type vacuole. NCBI's taxonomy places the organism in Eukaryota, Fungi, Ascomycota, Dothideomycetes, Mytilinidiales, Mytilinidiaceae. The record is from RefSeq and is a predicted model, not a curated record. Bases 1 to 1167 code for a protein of 388 amino acids. The transcript has 2 exons.
AUGAUGUUCAACGAGGAAUAUCUCGUCCUAUUCUUCGCCCUUCUUCCUGUGUGCAGCGGCGCCACGGCGACGAUACCGAUCAAGCGCACAACCAUUCGCUUCAAAUUCGACGGCUGGCAACUGUAUAACAAACAUGCCGGCGCCUUCCAACAACCCGAGCCCUUCACGGCAUCCAUCGAUCUGAGCUGGUCAGACAUGUUCGUCCCGUCUGCCGAGUGUCUGCAAGACCCUGCUACGGCGCCGCACUGCCAGCGACACAACAAGUACAACUCAUCGCUCUCCACCACUUACCACCCAAACAAGACUGUCACCAAGCUCAUGUAUGAAGGCCUUUCGACAUCAGGCCAUUUGUCGCAAGAUGUUUUGAGAGUUGGGGGUCUGGAUAUCCUUGACCAGCAAUUCGAGGAAGCGACCUUCUGGCGGACCAUGUACUUGAACGCAGCGCCCCUGGACAGCGCACUGGGCCUUGCACGGCUCCAAAGUCGCACCCCAGAAUCGAACGCCAGUACGAAGAGCGCCCUGCGGAGCAUGCUGGAUCAGAAGGUGCUCAGCCGCCCCGUGUUCUCGCUUAGGCUUCCCCGUCGCGAUCAUGAAAGCAGCGACCUGGCGUUGGGGUACUUUCCCUCAGAAGUUCUAGCACAGAGUGCGAUCAUCCUUCCUCUGAUCGAGGCCACACCUCCAAAGGAACUCAGCCAAGUAUCGUACUACAUCUCGAGUGGAUACACCGUCGAGCUGGAAUCGAUAACCAUCCAGUCUUCUCCCGGGAACAACCCCAGUGGCAGGGAACCGUCCACAUACAAAGCUGUCUUCACCAACUCUUACGAUUACAUCUCGCUCCCAGGCACACUGCUCACCGAGAUUCAAACCAAUCUACACCCGAAUCUAGGAAUGGAUGAUCUGCUCGCGGACCUGGACUGUUCGAUGCGGGACGAACUGCCGAAUAUUGUGUUCUCGUUCAGCAAGGACGUAGUGAUCGUGUUGACACCAUGGGACUACUUGAUGGAGGUCCGAGAUAUUGAGAAGGGGAUGCGCUGCGUGCUUCCGUUUGCCUACUUACAGCAAGCCGACGACGAAUGGGUGGUGCUGGGUUCCGCGUUCAUGCAAGGCGUGUAUAGCGCAUUUGAUUUGGAGAAUGGUGAAGUGUCGCUGGCAGUGUUGAGGGAAUAG